Acanthosepion pharaonis is the source of this 813-nucleotide messenger RNA. The record is from the annotation of a GenBank genome assembly. NCBI's taxonomy places the organism in Eukaryota, Metazoa, Mollusca, Cephalopoda, Sepiida, Sepiidae.
AUGGAAAAUCUCUCUCUCUCUCUCUCUCUCUCUAUCUAUCUAUCUAUCUAUCUAUCUAUCUUUCUUUCUUUCUUUCUUCCUCCCUUUCUCUCUUCUAUUCAUCAUCUAUCUGUCGCAAUCUGUUCAUAUCUAUCUAUCUAUCUAUCUAUCUAUCUAUCUAUCUAUCUAAGUCUAUCUAUCUAUUUCUGUCUGUUAAUUAUCUGUCUCAGUCUGUUCAUGUCUAACUCUAUCUCUUUAUCUCGGUCUAUCUAUCUAUCUAUCUAUCUCAUAUAUCUAAGUCUAUCUAUCUGUCUAUCUAUCUAUCUCUGUCUGUUAAUUAUCUGUCUCAGUCUGUUCAUGUCUAACUCUAUCUCUUUAUCUCAGUCUAUCUAUCUAUCUAUCUAUCUAUCUCAGUCUAUUCAUCAUCUAUCUGUCUCAACCUGUUCAUAUCUAUCUAAUCUAAUCUGUCUAUCUAUCUAUAUCCUAUCUAUCUAUCUAUCUAUCUAUCUAUCUAUCUAUCUAUCUAUUUCAGUCUGUUCAUUAUUAUCUAUCUAUCUAUCUAUCUAUCUAUCUAUCUAUCUCAAUUUAUUCAUUCAUUGUCUAUCUCAAUUCAUUCAUUCGUUAUCUAUCUAUCUAUCUAUCUAUCAAGUGUUUAUCCAGCCAAGCGUCGUCUCCACCUGUGCCUCUGGUAUUAUUUUGACAAUAAAUCAAGAACGAUACGGAAUUGUGCCGAAAAUCAAGAAUGGUAACAAUAUUAAACCAACAGAUGGAAAAAUAAUUAUAGCCCCUACCGACUGUGAACGCUUUCAUCUUGCAGCCGAUUGCGUUGAUUAG